AUGUGCAUCCUUCGAAUGCCCAACUUGUGCGUUAAAUAUCUCCGAUGGCAUUCUUAUGCUACCGUAAUCCUAACCACCGUCUAUGUCCUCUAUUUGAUUCUGAAUACCAUUGUCGCGGAAAACCUCACUUUGGCUGUUAUCCUUUUUGGAUCGAUUCUCGUCGGUGGGAUGAUUUCCUAUGGAUUUCAUCAAUUGGUUUUGAUCAUCAUGAAGUGCAUCAGCGUGAGCACUGUCAAACAAGCUAAAGUUAUUGUGUAUAUCGCUCUAAUCAAUAGCGCAAUCUCUGGUUAUGCACCGAGGGUGAUUGUUUGUUUCGUUGGGUGGGAUUUCAAUAAAAUGCUCUUCACUGUCUUCGGAUCUCUUUACCUAUCUGUCUUUUCAAAAUUCCAAUACUUCUCCUCAGUAGAUUACAAGGUUAAGUAUAUCUCAAGACCACGAUCCAUAAGCAUUCUCUUCGGAAUCCACGUGGUUCUCCUUAUCGCUUCUCUUAAAAUCGGCAUGUUACAUCACGACGUCUGGGAUACUGUAGCUAUAUGUGCUGUUCAAAUUCUGUUCACCCCACUGUGCCUACUUUCUACUGUGGAUCUGAUGAUGGUUGUGUUGGGAGCUGAAGAGGUUAGAUUCUUUCCUAACUCGAGAAAUUCGGUCCAACCAGCCAGCGGAGAAAAUAUUCAAGUCGUGGAGAGAUCCAGUAUCAAUUGUCGGAUAUGUCGGUUGGAGUUCACAUCUGAAAGAUGUCCCCGAAUGUUUCGUGAGUGCGGUCACAGUGUUUGUAAUACCUGUGCAAUUCGGUUUGUGGCCAAGCACUAUGGUCGGUAUGCAGAAUGCCCGUUUUGUCAUUGGAUUACUGUAGUUAGAGGAUCGAUAGAAAACAUGCCCAAAAACUACAUGCUGAUGGAUCUUGUGGACGAAGUGAAGCAGAAAUUUUAA
Molecule: messenger RNA, 930 nt
Organism: Caenorhabditis briggsae
Lineage: Eukaryota; Metazoa; Nematoda; Chromadorea; Rhabditida; Rhabditidae
Exons: 4
Coding region: 1-930 (309 amino acids)
Source: RefSeq, a predicted model, not a curated record